UUAAUGUGUUUUGGGAUUUGUUAAUUUGUUUUCUGAUUUGUUAAUGUGUUUUGGGAUUUGUUAAUUUGUUUUCUGAUUUGUUAAUUUGUUUUUGGAUUUGUUAAUGUGUUUUCGGAUUUGUUAAUGUGUUUUGCACUUCCCGGCCACCGUAGGACCCACUUAAAAAGAUUAUAUUAACUCAUAAAGACUGUAAUUGUGUCCAAUGUGAUACUUUCAUUUUCCUAUGAAUUCUAUGAUUUUUGGGAAAGAAUUCAGUCUGAUUUCAUUCAAUUUAAUGAAAUUUUUUAUUUUUCCUUCUGAAAAAAUAGCUACAACAGCUACCAUGCAGUAUAUUGCUAGUAUGAUAUAGGUACUGUUGGACAAUCCACAUAUAAGUAAAUCUGAUCAUCAGUAUCAAUUACAAUGGGAGACUGGGGAUUUCUGUCCACGUUACUGGACAAGGUGCAGUCCCACUCUACUGUCAUUGGCAAGAUCUGGAUGAGCGUCCUCUUCAUCUUCAGGAUCCUUGUUCUGGGCGCAGGAGUCGAGAAUGUAUGGGGAGACGAGCAAUCUGAUUUAGUUUGCAACACUCAUACACCGGGUUGUGAGAACAUCUGCUACGACUGGAUGUUCCCCAUCUCCCAGGUCCGCUUUUGGGUCAUGCAAAUCAUCUUUGUGUCCACUCCAACCCUGCUGUACCUAGGACACGCUGUCCACAUCAUCCACCAGGAGAACAAGCUUAGAGAGCUGCGCAAAACCAACCACUCAGUCAUGACACCAAAAUACACAACCGAAAGCGGCAAAGUCCGAAUCAAGGGCAGGUUGCUGUGGAGCUACUUGACUCAGCUGUUUUUUAAAAUUAUACUAGAAGUAGCUUUCAUCACUGGUCAGUAUUAUCUGUAUGGAAUUAUAAUGAUACCUAAAUUCAUAUGUAAUGACAUCCUCUGCCGCAUGCCCACAGAGUGCUUCAUGUCCAGACCCACAGAGAAGACCAUCUUUAACAUCUUCAUGCUUGUGGUUGCAUGUGUUUCCCUGGCCUUAAAUGUACUAGAAGUGUGCUAUUUGCUUUGCUGUAGGGUAAGAGGACGGCCAAAAUUUGAAGGAGUGGUGCGCUACCAUACACAACCCAAUCUACCCCCAUUUGAUGAAAUUAGCCAGGAAGCUGCAGAGAGCAUUAAGCAGAACGGUUUGAACAGAGACUUGGAGAAGCGCUGGGCAUAGAGGAGACAUAGAACUGCUAUUCUAUUCUAAUUCUGCAAUGUAGCGGUAAACUUGUUAACUUAAUGUUAACUGUAAAUUAACAUUUUAAAUCUGUUUCAUUUAUUACCACAAAGCCAAAUUUGGACAUUUUCACCUCAAAUAACAUUAGAAUCCUUUUUUGCCAGUAGUGUAACAUGCUAUGCAGACAAGCAAUGUUAAAAGCAUUAUUGCUUUCAUAACAUACUGUAGCCACUUUAUAAGUUAACUUACAUUUUUUGCAGUCACAGUUCAUUUCUUUUAUUUGCAGAUUUUUUUCGCAACAGUGGAAAAUUCCAGAAUUGUGAUAAUGAAUGGCACAAAUGUGUUUUCCUUUCAGUUCUGCAUGUCUAAACCACAACAAGUUAAACAACCCAUCACUUGUUAGAGUGUAACAUAUGAAUAUAAUUUUUUUUUAAAUGUAGUUUAAUACAUUAUCGUGAAUUAGCGAUUCUGUACAUCAUGAUUGCACAGUGUACGAGUUAAGCUGACUGUACUCAUAAUCUUCCAGUCAUUUAUCGAUUCAUAGACUCUAUAAUACUCUCUGUGCAUGAUUUUCCUCAUAUUUAAGUAAUGCUAAAGCCUUUUUAUGUGUAGCAUAAUAAAUUCAGUUUAAAUAAAAGCUAUGCCUUGUCUUGUGUAAUAAA
This is a messenger RNA of Tachysurus vachellii, 1862 nucleotides long. Its product is annotated as gap junction Cx32.2 protein-like. Gene Ontology annotation, biological process: cell communication. The coding region runs from base 403 to 1200 and encodes 265 amino acids. The record is from RefSeq and is a predicted model, not a curated record. NCBI's taxonomy places the organism in Eukaryota, Metazoa, Chordata, Actinopteri, Siluriformes, Bagridae. Gene Ontology annotation, cellular component: connexin complex. The transcript is spliced from 2 exons.